AUGUCUUCGGUCGAACAAAAAAUUAGCGAAUUGGCUGUUGAGGAGGUUUCCGUGAACGGAAAUAAUGCGCAAGAGGAAGAUGGGGAUGUCGUGACUCCAUGGAAUGUGUCGUCCAGCAGUGCGACUGGAAUUGAUUACGAAAAGCUCAUUGUUAAAUUUGGCUGCCGAAAACUCGAUCAAGAUUUAAUUGCUCGUUUUGAGAAGGUGACCGGCAAAAAAGCUUGCCCAAUGCUUCGACGUGGAAUGUUUUUCGCUCAUCGUGAUUUCACCGCAAUUCUUGAUCGAAAAGAGCAAGGCAAACCGUUCUUUCUUUACACUGGUCGCGGCGCGUCUAGUGGAAGCCUUCAUCUUGGCCAUUUGGUUCCAUUCAUCUUUACCAAAUGGAUUCAAGAAGCGUUUGAUGUUCCACUAGUCAUUCAAAUGACCGAUGAUGAGAAAUUCUUGUGGAAAGAUAUGAAAGUCGAGGAGGCGAAGAAAAUGGCACGCGAAAAUAUGAAAGAUAUCAUUGCUGUCGGAUUUGAUCCUGAGAAGACGUUCAUAUUCAACGAUUUCGAUUAUAUGUGUCCCGCUUUCUACGAAAAUAUUGUGAAAGUUUGGAAAGUGGUUAACGCGAAUCAAGCGCGGUCGAUUUUCGGUUUCACUCCGGAAGACUGCAUGGGAAAAUCUGCGUUCCCGGCCGUCGAAGCUGCCCCCUGUUUCGCUUCAUCGUUUCCCCACAUUUUUGGAAAAAGGAACGAUAUUCCGUGUUUGAUUCCGUGUGCAAUCGACCAGGAUCCGUACUUCCGAAUGACUCGAGAUGUUGCACCGCGAUUAAAAGCUGCCAAACCGUCUUUAAUUUUCUCUUCAUUCCUUCCCGCUCUUCAAGGAGCGCAAACUAAAAUGAAUGCUUCUGAGCCCAACACGUGCAUUUAUUUAAGUGACACACCAAAACAAAUCAAAAAUAAGAUCAACAAGUAUGCGUUUUCUGGUGGUCAGCAAACUGUUGAGGAACACCGCGCAAAAGGAGGCAACUGCGAUGUUGACAUUAGCUAUCAAUUUUUGAAAUUUUUCCUAGACGACGAUGAAAAGCUUGCCGAAAUUCGUGAGAAAUACACGAAGGGCGAACUUCUGUCUGGUGAACUUAAAGCUCUCGCAACUGCUGAGGUCACUAAAAUUAUUUCUGAAAUGCAAGAGCGUCGUAAAGCUGUCACUGAUGAAACUGUAGACUUGUUCACCAAAGUCCGUCCAUUAGCUUUUAAAUAUUGA
Messenger RNA from Caenorhabditis bovis, 1245 nucleotides. The record is from the annotation of a GenBank genome assembly. NCBI's taxonomy places the organism in Eukaryota, Metazoa, Nematoda, Chromadorea, Rhabditida, Rhabditidae.